ACAAUCACCCAGGGGCCCCCACCUCGCUCCUCCUCCCUUCCCUGAGCACGGCUCUGAUUUUCUGAAGUUGCCUCACUUUCCGGUAGGUGACGGGACACGGCUGAGCCCCGGCUGCUCUUCCCGCUCCAACCGAGAACUGCCCACUAUGGCGGAGGUGCUGAGCCUGCAGCUGCUGACUCUCUGGCUGGUGUGUCCUGCAGACAUCACUCCAGCUGCUGCGCGCGCGUCUCCUUGGGCUCCCGGGAAGUCCGAGGACCCAGGCAGCCACGUUUACUCAGGCUCCCCAGCCUCCAGCCCCAGGCCGUGGCUGGGCGCUCAGCCCGCUGCUGUUGUGACCCCUGGGGUCAAUGUCACCUUGAGGUGCCAGACACCCCAGCCCGCCUGGAGGUUUGCACUCUUCAGGUCUGCAGAGCCCACUGCUGUGAUUCACCGGGAUGUACCUGCGGAACAGGCGGAGUUCUUCCUGGAGGAGGUGACCCCAGCCCAGGGGGGCAGUUACCAAUGCUGCUACUGGAGGCAAGGCUGGGGGCCAGAUGUCUGGUCCCACCCCAGUGAUGCCCUAGAACUGCUGGUGACAGACGAGCUGCCGCGCCCCUCGCUGGUGGCGCUGCCGGCGCCGGUGGUGGCGCCCGGGGCCAACGUGAGCCUGCGCUGCGCCGGCCGCCUGCGGGGCAUGAGCUUCGCGCUCUACCGCGAGGGCGAGGCGGCCCCGCUGCAGUACCGGGACUCGGAGCAGCCCUGGGCGGACUUCCCGCUGAUCGGCGCGCGCGCGCCCGGCACCUACAGCUGCUACUACCACACGCCCUCCGCCCCCUACGUGCUGUCGGCGCGCAGCGAGCCGCUGGUGGUCCGCGCCGAGGGCUCGGGCGCCUCGGACUACACUCAGGGCAACGUCCUCCGCCUGGCGCUGGCGGGCCUGGUCCUCAUCUCGCUGGGCGCCCUGGUCGUUUUCGACUGGCACAGCCAGCAUCGCGCCUCUGGCAACGUCUGAGCCUGAGCCCGGGCGGGCAGAGAAGACUUCCCAGAGAGGAGGGAGAAGACCCUGGGGUCCCAUGGCUGGACCGGCCCUGCCAGCAGCCCCACAGCCCAGCUUCCCCAGUAAUAUUGACCUUGCACGGCGCCCUGGAUCGUCCUUCUGGGUCGUAUCUCCAGGACCUCCCAGAUCAGUAGAAGGCACUGUCGAUGGUUAAGCCUUCCUAACCAGUAAGUCCUGAGAUCGAAUCCCAGUGCCGCUACUCACUCCUUGUGGGAUAUUAGGAAAGCGACACUUCCCAGCCUCCGCCGCCCUGGCGGGAAAAUGGAAGCUUUGGAAAUACUUGACUAGGAUUACGUCGACAAUGCUCAAUAAAUGUCAGCUCCUGUAUAAGAGCUGCUUCUCUCAGACUCACAGAACCGAA
Molecule: messenger RNA, 1397 nt
Organism: Cervus elaphus (red deer)
Lineage: Eukaryota; Metazoa; Chordata; Mammalia; Artiodactyla; Cervidae
Gene: OSCAR
Product: osteoclast associated Ig-like receptor
Exons: 5
Coding region: 146-991 (281 amino acids)
Cellular component (GO): plasma membrane
Molecular function (GO): collagen receptor activity
Source: RefSeq, a predicted model, not a curated record